GCCCGAGCAAGUGACCAAACUGCUAAAUAUGACGAAACUAAUCGACAAUACUCCCGUGUCUGUAAUUCCGCACCCAAUUUUGAAUUCUACCAGAUGUGUAGUCUCUUCCGCUGACCUGAUUGAAGUCGAAGACAAACAGAUCCUAGACCAUCUGUCUAGCCAGGGCGUGACGGCCAUUCGCCGAAUCAAACGGAAAAUAGAUGGCACAGAAGUUAACACACCAACAAUCAUAUUGACGUUUGGAAAGACAACCUACCCGCAAUCCGUGAAGGUUGGUAUAUUAAGCGUAAGAACCCGACCGUAUUACCCGAAUCCCAUGUUGUGUUACGGAUGUUUCCAAUACGGUCAUACAAAAGCAAGAUGCCCAGGCCCAGCACGGUGCGGUAAAUGUUCGAGUGACAAUCACGCCGAGCCAUGUGAAAAUGCAGAAUAUUGCAAUAAUUGCAAAGGAGACCAUCGACCAAGCGACAGGCAAUGUCCUAUGUAUAAGGAGGAGACGGAGGUGAUAAAAGUGAAGAUCGACCAUAAUCUACCUUUCCUGGAAGCGAGAAAACCAGUUUCUGCGGGCAGCAAGAGCUACGCAUCAACGGCAGCCCAACCAGCUCAGCCGUCCUGCGAGCAAAACAAGAUCGAUGCUAUCUUCAAGAUGAUGACUAAGAAGGACGAACAAAUGGAUAAACUUAUUCAGGCGAUCAAUGAAAAGGACAAAGAGCUACAGAAGAUGAAAGACUAUAUCGCCAAACUGGAACACCACAUUCGAUCUAAGCAAUCAAAUCUCAGCCAACAACAAGCAACAAAUACUACUAUCGCACAGGCCAGUCAACCAACAGGAAGCUCAAAACCAAACAUCACGAUGACAUCAGCCGCGAAAAAAGCACAUAGUGCCGCGGUAGGAAACCAUACCAGACGAUCUUCUCCGGCGAACUCCACAAUGAACACUGACACACUACAAAAUAAUCCAAAACGAUCACGAAAUCUUAAAACCACAACUGAAAAUAAUGCUAUCUGCCCGGCCAUCUAUACAGUAAUGCAAGCUGGCGAAAGUCCGCCACCAAAAAGGCAAAUCAUUAAGAUUGAUCCUAUCAAUAGCCAACUAAAUUCUGAUGAGAAUGUAACCAUUGAGGACUCGGACGACGAUCGAGAAUCGUACAACAUUUCAGUGGACCAAACUAUGCACCUCGAGGAAGACAGUAUGUAACGAAACUCCUUCCUCAGCAACACAAAACUGAUUCAACUUACAA
Messenger RNA from Topomyia yanbarensis, 1241 nucleotides. RefSeq lists its product as uncharacterized. The transcript has a single exon. NCBI's taxonomy places the organism in Eukaryota, Metazoa, Arthropoda, Insecta, Diptera, Culicidae. Bases 29 to 1198 code for a protein of 389 amino acids. The record is from RefSeq and is a predicted model, not a curated record.